This is a messenger RNA of Prorocentrum cordatum, 1895 nucleotides long. Lineage: Eukaryota; Dinophyceae; Prorocentrales; Prorocentraceae. The record is from the annotation of a GenBank genome assembly.
GCGCAGGCGGGCGCUGCCGCUGCGACGUCACCGGGCGCCCCGCCCCCGACGUGGGCGGCCCCAGACCCGCGGGCGGCCGCCACGGCGGCGACCGCCGCGCUGGCGCCGGCGGCCCCAGCGGGCCCGCCAACGGCGCCGGCCGCGGCCGCGCCGCCGGCCAACCAGGGCGCGCGGGACGCCUUGCGGGGCUGGCGACAGCCGCCGCAGCAACGCGAGCAGGACAUGAGCGACAAGGGUCGUGACCCUGUGCCCUCGUGGAGUGGGGAGAACCCGAUGGCUAACCUGAGGCCGUGGCUGAGGUCGCUGGCGAUAUCGAAGCGUGACGCCAUGGUCCCAGGUCGUGAGCAUGGUGCAAGGUUGUUCAAAUCUCUUGCGAUCGGCUCCGAGAUGAAGGUCGCGGCAGGCCAGGCGCUGGCAUCGGCCUUCAUGAGCGAGCAGGGCUGGGGCGCGGUGAUCGCCCAGAGCAAGUUGGCGUACGUGGCGUACCUGGAGAUAGAUCUGGAGGUCUCGGUCAAGGAUGCGAUCCUCCAGGGUGAUCGCGAGAAGGGUCCCGUCAUGGCGCAGCACCUGGCGAGGGGGCAACCCAGGCCAGAUACGAUCCUCGCCUUCGCCCUGCCGCAGCAGAAGAAUUCCAAGCGGCUGGGCGUGUUCCCGAUGUCCGACAGCGGCGGGGGCUCCUCCAGCGACGUGGCUGACCCCGCGGGCGACGGCGCCAUCGCGUACUACGAGGGGGGAGCUGAGGAGGAGGGCCAGAUGGAGAUUGGUGACGACGGCGAGUGGCUGGUGAAUGAGAGCGGGGAGACGCCGAUCCCGUUCGAUCCCAUGGCCGAGUGCGCGGGGGAAGAGUCGAUUUACCUGGCGGCCUGGGCCAAGUCGCGUCGCGCGAAUCGAAUGGCACUGGCGGCCAGCGAGACGGGGCGAGGCCUCUUCAGCCCGAGCGAGGGCAGAGACAAGGGCAAGGGCAAGGGCGAGCGGAAAGGAGCGCGGGCGCCUUCCAAGGGCCGGGUCGGCGACGAGAUCGCGAGAGGGGGCUUCUUCGCCGCGGCGCCUGCUGCAGUGCCGCUGUUCCAGCUCGCGAUGGCGACCCCGGCCGAGCGGGCGACCUUCGGGGCCUCUGCGUUCGCGGCUCUGUCGAGCCCGUGGGCGGGCUUGCUCGCGACCGAGGGUUUUGCGCUGAUGGGCCGUCGUGCGCAGGGCGGGUGCUGCGGCCGGAUCGCGCGCAAGGGGCGCGAGGGGCAGCUGAGGGGCCUGUGGCUCAUGCCGAAGGAGACGCUGGCCCCGCCAGUCGCGUCGCGCGGCUGGGUCGGCGGCUGGGCGAAGCUGAUCGUCGCGGUGGACAUGCCGAUCGGCGUUGGCGGCGUCGGCGGGAUCGUGGCGGCGCGCGCGGUCGCGGACUCCGCGGGCCAGGAGGUGCGGUUGCUGUUCCCGGUGAGCCUGGUGAACGGUCUCAGGGGCGCGUGCGACUUCGACCGCGGCGCGCUCUUGAGCCGCGAGUUCGAGGUCGAGGCGAAGAUUUGGCCGAUGUCCACGAGCCGCUGGGGGAUCUCGGUGAAGGAGCCCCACCGGGGCAAGUGGGCGGGCUCAGACGAGCCAGAGCAGCGGACGACGAAGGCCUUGGUGGAGCAGCCUAAGACGUGGAACCUGGUUCACGGGGCCGAGCUGCUGAGCAGCGGGCGCUCGCGGUGCGACAAUUGGGCCGAGUUCGAUCGUGCGUGGGCCAAGGCCCGCGCGAAGCUCGGGCGGGCGCUCUACGCGGCUUCGGAGUCGUGCCUGGGGCCUGACGUCGAGCGUCUGCAGAGGGUCCGCAAGACGGAGGUGACGUGCUGCGACGUGAUCCAGAAUGCCAUCUUCUAUGAGUGGCCCCCUGGCGUGUCUCGACUGCUCGCCGAGCUUCG